Miscanthus lutarioriparius is the source of this 3072-nucleotide messenger RNA. The record is from the annotation of a GenBank genome assembly. NCBI's taxonomy places the organism in Eukaryota, Viridiplantae, Streptophyta, Magnoliopsida, Poales, Poaceae.
AUGAUGGCCUCCGCCUCGACCUCCGGAGGCAGCGCGCGUCCGUGGCGCACCGCGCUGCUCACCCUCCGCGACGAGUCCCUCGCCUCGUCCUCGCCCACGGCCCUCCUCGAGCUCCUCCGCCGCGUCCUCCUCUCCCCGGCCACGCCCUCGCUCGCCACGUCCGCCGCCGCGCUCUCCCCUCACGAGGUGGGCUCGGAUGUGGCGUUCCUCGCUGACACGGCCGCGGCGGUGGCGUCUUGCCCCGGCGCCGACGACGCGCUGCGCAGUGUCUGCCACCUGAUUUAUGAUGUCAUGUGCAAAACAAAUAUGGAGAUUGACUCUUCUGGUUGUCUUGCAAUGUUGAACAAAUGCCACUGGCAUUUCUUCCCUAAUUCUGGAUCUGUGAAUAGUAAAAAUUCCAAUAUUUGGGAUAUGAAGAUAUCUGCAUUUUCCAUGGUGGAAGAUAUACUGAGUAAGGUUGCAUCAAAUAUGACAGAAAAUCUGUGGCAGUCUGUCAUUGAGGUCUUGAGGAAAGUUAUGGAUUUUGUCACAGCAAGGAAUCUUGUUAUAGAGAGUAGCGUCAUGUCAAGAUUUUAUACUUCCUUUCUUCGUUGUCUACAUUUGGUUCUUGCGGAUCCCAAAGGACCACUUUUAGGGCAUGUUGCAGGGUUUGUGGCAAAUCUGCAAAUAUUUUUCAUAUAUGGGCUGAGGUCAUCUUCACCUCCUACACUAGCUCCAAAAGAAACUAGAACAGAUUCAAAACCCAGAGCUUCACAUGGACGAUAUAGACCACCUCAUUUGAGGAACAAGGAUGGAGGAGAGAAUGAUUCACUGGAAGGUCGAAAUUCAGAUAGUGAAUAUUCUCGGUAUGAUAUAAGCUCAUCAGACUCAGACCUGAGUGAUAGUGAUGGUUAUGCAAAAAGUGGAGACCGCUUCCGGAGUUCAAAGGCUAGAUUAGCUGCCAUCCUUUGUGUACAGGAUAUCUGCCGUGCUGAUCCAAAGUUACUUACUUCACAAUGGCCAGUACUUUUGCCUGAGAAUGAUGUUCUCCAACAAAGGAAAUAUCAAGCAACUCUGAUGACAUGCUUGCUUUUUGAUCCUAUAACAAAGGUACGUGUUGAGGCAGCAUCAACCAUUGCUUCCAUGCUGGAAGGGCAAGCAUUAGUUUUGAUACAAGUUGCAGAGUACAAGGAGUCGUCCAAGCGUGGAUCUUUCACCACAUUAUCUUCCUCACUUGGUCAAAUAUUGAUGCAACUGCAUACAGGAGCACUAUACUUGAUACAGCGUGAAACUCAAGCUACUUUGCUUGCGGCAUUGUUCAGAUUUCUCAUUCUUUUGAUAUCUGCUACACCGUACACUCGGAUGCCAAAGGAGUUGUUGCCAACAAUCAUUAAAGUAUUGUGCAGUAGAAUACUGGACAAGCACUCAAACAAUACUGAACAUUAUGCCUUGCUGGUGCUGAGAUCAGCGGUUCACAACUACCCAAGCUGUGCAAACAUGAUUUGGGAAAAACUUCGAGACAACGUUCUUAAUUUGUUGCAAAUACAAAGCUUUGAAGACCAAAAGUAUGAUGCUAACUUUGGGCCCUCUGGACCCAAAGAAGAAUCAUCAAUCAAGGAAAGAUGUCUUGUGGCUGGAAUAAAGGUAAUGGAUGAAUGUCUGCGUGUUUCAUCUGGAUUCAAAGGAGCAGAUGACAUCAAAGAAUGCAGAUUGCUGGAUAUUCAGCAAAUUUCUGACUGUACCAUAAAUAAAACUAUUAAGUCUGCACCUCACUUUGAAAUGGAAGCUGCUGGAUCAUCACAGAAUUGCUCUUUGGACAUAACACUUGGAACUAGCCGUUGGAUCGAGGUGAUAGAGACUCAUCUCCCUCAGGGAUUAUCCCAUGGCUCUGCUAUGGUCAGGACAGCAUCCCUCACAUGCUUUGCUGGCAUGACUUCUGAUGUAUUCUUCUCCCUGCUAGAAAAUAAAAGAGACUAUGUGACCUCCUCAUCUGUUCAUGCGGCAUUAAAUGAUAUGGUUCCUAGUGUAAGAUCAGCUGCGUGUCGAGCUAUUGGCAUUGUUGCAUGUUUUCCUCAGAUAUUGUCAAGCUCUAGCCUACCAGGCAAGUUCAUAGAUGCCAUUGAGUUCAAUACACAUAAUUCAUCAACUCCAGUUCGUGUCACUGCUGCAUGGGCUUUGGCAAAUCUCUGUUCUUGUAUUCGUUUUAGAGCAUUGGAAGUGCAUACAGAUCCCUAUGCAGGUGUACUGAACAAAUCAAGCAUAUCUCUUUUGGUUGAAGUUGCUUUGCGUCUGGCCAAAGAUAGUGAAAAAGUAAAAUCAAACGCUGUUAGAGCUCUUGGUUAUCUUUCAAGAUUUAUCAGAUUCAAUUACCAGGCUGCCACAAUAAAUGACCCAAGUAACAGUGAUUCAGUUUUUUAUGGAGAUCCGGUGUGGCUCGAAAGAAUGGUGCAGGCUUUGGUGUCUUGUGUGACAACUGGGAAUGUAAAGGUCCAAUGGAAUGUUUGCCAUGCCCUUAGCAACUUGUUCAUGAAUGAUACCUUGAGACUUCAAGACAUGCCUUGGGCAUCUAGUGUUUAUAGCAUACUUCUACUUCUAAUCCGUGACUCCAACAAUUAUAAGAUAAAGAUGCAUGCAGCUGUUGCUCUAGCAGUUCCAGUGUCAAGGCUUGAUUACGGUAGCUCAUUUCCAGAUGUUGUUCGAGGCCUUGUGCAUGCUCUCGAGUCAUUGAAUUCAAACAAUUCAUCAUUACCUUCAAAUUUCAAACAGAAAGACAACCUUGAGAAGCAGCUUGCAUUUACUGCUCUUCAUUUGCUUAGUUUUGUGUCACCAAAUGAUGAUCCAAGCCUGAAAGAUUUUCUUACAAAGAAAGCGUCGUUUCUAGAAGACUGGCUGAAAUCAUUAUGCACAUCAUUCAAUAAUGAGCACCAGCCCUUGCCAACGGAGGCCAUAAAUGAUGAGGAUGGUUUCAGCCCAAACGUGACUCAGAAAGUUAUGCUCUCCUCUGCCCUGCAGUCCUUGCUUGGCAUAUACACGGGCAGAAACCAGCAAGUCAUUACCCAGAGAUUUGAGCAACUAGCUAGAAGCAUCGCGUGA